Messenger RNA from Naumovozyma castellii, 1542 nucleotides. RefSeq names its product RNA-binding snoRNP assembly protein (gene NAF1). The record is from RefSeq and is a predicted model, not a curated record. NCBI's taxonomy places the organism in Eukaryota, Fungi, Ascomycota, Saccharomycetes, Saccharomycetales, Saccharomycetaceae. The transcript has a single exon. Bases 1 to 1542 code for a protein of 513 amino acids.
AUGAGCGAAGAUUUAUUUACCAAGGCUAUUGAAAAUCCAGCAGAUGCCACUCUGAAACUGAAACUUGAUCUCCCAGAUGAUAUCCCUAUUGAUGAUAUAAGUAGCGAUGAAAACAUUGAAGAAAAUGAUAAGACUGAGGAGAAGAUACCAACCACCCAAAAAGAGGAUGAAAUAGAAAAGGUUUUGGAAGCCGCUAGUGACAUGGACGAAAAGACAAAAGAAAUUGCAUCGCCGGAUAUAGAGGAUGAGGAUCGCAAUGAGGAUGAAAGUGACAAAGAAAGUGAAACUAAUAGCUCGAGCGAUUCUGAUGAGGGUUCAGUUCUUGAUGGCGUUGUUUUAGAAGAGGAUGAUGAAGAAGAACCAAGUUCCACAGGCCCCAUUCGUUCCAAGAAUGAAUUAACUGAGGAACCUAUCCCUUCUAUUCCUGAAGAUUAUGAAAUUAACGAAAAUACUGAUAUAACUCAUAUUGGUGUGAUUCAAUCCGUCCUUGACAAUAAUAUUAUUAUACAUGCAAAUUUAUCUGGUGAAAAACGAGUCCUGAAAGACGGUUCGAUCUUCUGUUUGGAAGAUCGUACAGUUAUAGGUACAUUGUGUGAAGUCUUUGGCCAAUUACAAAAUCCAUUUUAUAGAAUAAAAGUGCCAUCUGAAAAGAAUGAAUUACUUGCUAAAUUGAAGAGCCAUAUUGGAGAAAAGGCAUUCAUUGUAGUUCCUGAUGCACAUUGGAUUGACACUUUUGAGUUGAAGCGUUAUAGAGGUACUGAUGCCUCAAAUGGCUACGACGAAGAACUACCAGAAGAAGAACAAGAAUUCUCAGAUGAUGAGAAGGAAGCACAAUUUAAGAAGAUGAGAAAAGAACAAAAGAAGAGAAAGGGCCAAGAUAGAGGAAAGGAAGGCGACAUAGGAAAAGAUGCGAACAAACGAUCAAAGGCUAGAAACAACAACAACAAUAACCAUAACAACAAGUUCAAUAAGCCUCAUACAGCACCAACAAAUGAUAAUCAUGCUCAUGGUUACAGAUCACGUAAUACACGCCAAACGAACAAGACGUUAAAUGAGAAUUCACAGGGCAGAACCAACAAUGGUAAUAUACCCAAUGGAAUGAAUAAUCCAUAUCUACAAUAUGGUAGUGGAAUUGCACUUCAACCAUUUGUGCCACCAACUCAAUACCCACCUAACCAAUAUCCUCCAUUCCCACAACCUACGAGUAAUCAAUUUCCCGUAUAUCCUCAAGUACCUCAAAUGCCUCAGAUAUAUCCUCCAACUAUGGGUCAUUUUCCUCCACAAUAUGUCCCUCAAGGUCAAUAUCCACCACCAAGCAAUUCUGGAUUCUCUAAUAAUCCUGUACAGGCUUUUGGACCACCACAAUACAACCAACAAUACCCGAUUGCUUCACAACCACAGCCACAACCGAACAACCUAUCACUUGCUCAACCUAACCAACAGUUUGGCAUGACCCCUGCUCAUCAAUUACAUCAGCUAUUGUUAAAGCAACAACAGCAACAACAAAACCAAAAUCCAGAUUACCAACAGCCAAGGCCUUAA